This is a messenger RNA of Owenia fusiformis, 784 nucleotides long. NCBI's taxonomy places the organism in Eukaryota, Metazoa, Annelida, Polychaeta, Sabellida, Oweniidae. The record is from the annotation of a GenBank genome assembly.
UGUUGUUCCUGAUGAGAGGACGAUUGGUGAUAUGAGACUUUUUAAAUUUGGAAACCCAUUAAGCAAUGGUAACCCUAAUUUGAGACUUCCAAUUAAUUUUGGCCCUGAUGUUGAAAUUGAAAAACCAAAAGUUGAUGAUAGGCGUGUUGUCCCUGAUGAAAUAGCUGUUGACCCCAUUGACAAAGGUGUUGUCCCUGAUGAGAGAACCAUUAGUGACAUGAAGCUUUUUAAAUUUGGAAAGCCAUCUAGCAAUGGUAACCCUAAUUUGAGACUUCCAUCUAAUUUUGGAAGACCAUCUCCCCCUAAUGUUGAAAUUGAAAAUCCAAAAAUUGAGGCUGAUGAAAUAGUGGUUGACCCUGAUGAUAAAAGUGUUGACCCUGAUGAUAAAGGUGUCAACCCUGAUGAUAGAGGUGUUGAUCCUGAUGACAGAGGUGUUGAUCCAGAUGAUGGACCACCUGUCACUAACUACAUUGAAAAACCAAAAGUUCCAAGAGUGAACCCAAUCCCAGCCAGGUUCAGGUUCCUAACACAAGACCUGUCAUUUGGGCCACCAAAAAGGCUUACCAACAGGAAACCCCUAAGAAACAAAAUCGCUAAAAUUGGAAAACGUGGUAAGAAAACCCAACCAAGAAGACGAAAAUGGUAAGAAAGUUUAAAUUGGAGUACAGUUGAAUGAGAAUGUCCAUUGCACCCAGGAAAACAGGGAUCUGAAAUCCUUUCGAAAUUUACUAGUAAAACAAUUAAAUUCUUGUGAAUAUGUAAUAAAAGCAAAUGAUGGAAAAUG